Molecule: messenger RNA, 513 nt
Organism: Ipomoea triloba (trilobed morning glory)
Lineage: Eukaryota; Viridiplantae; Streptophyta; Magnoliopsida; Solanales; Convolvulaceae
Exons: 1
Coding region: 1-513 (170 amino acids)
Source: RefSeq, a predicted model, not a curated record
AUGGCAUCGGUGGAGAUGGGAAACAUGAGUAGGGGUACUGAUGACAGAGUAGAUAUGAUACCAGACCGACUCCCAGAUGGGAAGCCAGAAGACUGGAUCGAGUAUUUCAAGUUCAAGUACUCGAGGGACCCCGCAAGCGAUGCCCGUAACGCCCUGUUAGUGGUGGCGGCGCUCUUAGUCCAAGUCACCUAUCAAGCUGGGAUCAAUCCCCCGAGCUACAUAUCCAAUAAAAACGCCGGCGGUAAAGUUUCCACGGCAUCGUCCCUCACUGUUUUCGUGGCGGCCAACACUCUAAGCCUUUCGGCGGCAAUGACGAUGAUUGAAUACCUCACAGCAAACAUGCCCUACCAGAGAGAGAUGAGAGUAUCCAUGUUUUUUAUGUUGUUUGGGUAUGGCUGGUCUACAGCUAGCACAGAGCCGAUCACUGCAGCUAAGAGUGUCAUUAUCGUAGUCUGUGCCUUGGUACCAUAUCUAGUUAGGUCUCUACCUAAUCUGUUCAAGAAAUUUGUGUGA